Molecule: messenger RNA, 951 nt
Organism: Lethenteron reissneri (Far Eastern brook lamprey)
Lineage: Eukaryota; Metazoa; Chordata; Hyperoartia; Petromyzontiformes; Petromyzontidae
Product: dedicator of cytokinesis protein 9-like
Biological process (GO): small GTPase-mediated signal transduction; positive regulation of GTPase activity
Molecular function (GO): guanyl-nucleotide exchange factor activity
Source: RefSeq, a predicted model, not a curated record
GCCCAGCAGGUGGAGCUGGUGGACUAUGAGGGCGUGGUGGAGAGGGUGGUGGGCGCUCUGGGCGACUCCGCCGAGGGAGAGGAGCUACGGCAUCUCGUGCUCUUCCCGGAGGACGACGUCACGCCCGCGACGGAGCCCCGGGAGCGGAGGACGCUGCGCUCCGCCGUCCCGGAGCUGGACGGCGCCGACGCCACCAGCCUCCUCGUGCGCGAGUGCAUCAAGACCUACAACUCGGACUGGCACGUCAUCAAGUACAAGUACGAGCCCUACUCGGGGGACGUGCAUCGUCUGCCCAGAAAGGACCUGCAGACGGACCGGCUCGUGAGUCACCAGUUCGAGAUCGAUGAGGUCACAGAGAACGACGAGGAUUCCGUGUCCAUGGCCUCGCUGAGAAGUGGCGUCACCAAGCAGGGCUGGCUCUACAAAGGCAACUUCACGAGCACGAGCAGCGUGACCAUGAAGACGUUCAAGCGGAGGUUCUUCCACCUGAGCCAGCAGCCGGACGGGUCGUACGCGCUCAACUUCUACAAGGACGACAAGAACCUGGCCGAGGCCAAGGGCUCCAUCUUCCUGGACGCGUGCCUGGGCGUCGUGCCGAACGCGAGGCUGCGGCGGCACGCGUUCGAGCUCAAGAUGAUGGACCGCAGCAGCGUGGUGCUGGCGGCGGAGAGCGAUGCCGAGGUGGACGAGUGGAGGGCCCUGCUCCACAAGGUGCUGCAGGGCCAGUUCGAGGCGGCCAUGCAGGACAACAAGGCCCAGGAGGCGGACAGAAGGAGUCGAGAUGACAGCGAUUGCCCUGAUGCAGCGGAGUCGUGCGAGAGCUCCGAUAUUCAGCUGCAGCUCGUCACGGAUGCCAAGACGCACGAGGAGACGACGAGGGUGAGCAGGAAGGAGGGCCGGCUGAACGUGUUCGUGCUCACCCCCGAGAUGCAGGCCUCGGCAAGAGGAUGA